AUGGGAUCGAUGCUUGGAAAGCUGUGCGUUGGUUGCUUUGGGGCGUGCUUUGCCUUGAACUUGCUUUGGGCAACGCUGUUUAUGCGAUUUGUUGGUCUUUUGCCCAUGGAGAAGAGGAGAAGGGAGAGCAUUUGCCUGGUUGUGGUCCAGGCAGCCUGGAGGAUAUCCCUCUUCUUCUGUCCUUGGGUUUCCAUAUCCCAUUCUGACGACACUGCGGCCGAGUGGAGAGGCAUGCAGCAGAAGAUGGAGGGUGUAACCGAGCAGCCAUUGAUGGUUCUGGGAAACCAUGCCUCGUUCCUCGAUGUCAUCGUUGCGACCUGCUGCAUGCCUGCGUCCGUGCUCAUCAAAUGCCGAACGUACAUGGAUGCACACCUCUUCGCCAUGCCACUGAUAUCAACAGUAUGUCGCUCUGUGGGUCAUUUCCCUGUCUACUUCAACAGCGCGGAAGCGGGAGUCUUCAAGGUUGACAAGGAGAAGAACGAGAAAGUCGAUCAGGAAGUGGACAAGCACCUCCACAGCGGCGGUUGGCUCUGCUUCUACCCUGAAGGUCAGUGCAACAGAACUCCCGACCAGCUCAUGCCGUUCCGCUACGGUGGCAUGAAGAAGGCGCUGGAAUUUGAUGCGAGGCUAAUCUCUGUAGUAUGCCACGGGAAUGAAAAGGUCUGGCCGCGGAAGAUGAAGAUGGGAGGACUUCCAGGUUCUAUUCGAGUCAGCUGCAAGCAGCUUGCACCAGACGGUGUAAAGGCACUUGUGAAGCAACUCCGCGAGUCCGAAGACAUUUCCGCAGAGGACAAAAAGGGCGAGGACUUUGAGCUGCUUGCGAGACACUUGCAGCGUGUCAUGCAGACGCAGUAUGAUGACAUGAAUGGAAGAGCGAAGGAAGACUAA
Symbiodinium necroappetens is the source of this 888-nucleotide messenger RNA. The record is from the annotation of a GenBank genome assembly. Lineage: Eukaryota; Dinophyceae; Suessiales; Symbiodiniaceae.